GUUUUGUUAAGUUUGUAGAACCCAUCAUUCGUAUAAAAGACAAUGAUUGAAUGGAGACUGAGUUCCUUAUGCCCACGCAAACCGAUCGGUCGUUGCCAGACUCUUGAAUGUCCUACGGUCCUAGCAUUUGUUUGGAUAUUAGAAACCCUUUGGCUGCCCAAGUCUCAUGAUGAGCUCACGACGUUUAAAUUUGUGAUGGGCCAGUUCAACACCAAAGAUGGAAAGAGCUUAACGGAAGUGUUCACGGUCUUUUUCUUUUUCAACUUUGAUAUCCAGCUGGCCAGGCGGGACACAGUACUUGGUUGUUCCCAAAAAUCCUUGAAUCGAGCUGACUCUGACUUGCAGGGAUUUUAACGACCGAAAUAUUGUUGCCUCCUUGCUCGAAAAUCGGGCUUCUCAGGCUUCAUCAAGUUCAAAUUUUAUAGCUAUUAUUCCAGCCAUGCGGCCACAGACGCGCGCAAAAACUACAGCAUCCGCUCCUACCCAUGACAUUCCAUCGUCAUCUCCUGCACCGGCCACUACUUCUUCGCCAACUCGUGCUACACCGUAUACGCGUUCCAAGGGACCCGCAGCGGCAUCAGCAGAACCGAUUAACAGUACUACUGCUCAACCUCGCGUUCGUACACCACUGACAAUCCGCCUACCAAGAGCAUCGCUUGUAGGACAUGGGACCACAUUAUCUAUCGCAAAUAACGUUUCUACAUCGUCUCUUACCGCCUCUGCACCUGCUGUUGGUAUUAAUAUCGGUGCUGAUGCUCCUAUUCCCACCUCAUCCAUACGCACCCCCAUACCUGCACCUACUCCGCGGGUACUUACACCACCCCCGACGUCAUCCAGUGUAUCACAACCUACAUCCACAACCUCUCCGCAGCCUCCUUCAUCUGCGCUGCCGCCAGCUAUCACUGCACCAAAAACUACACCUGUAUCACCCACCCGCUUACCUGCUCCACCUAUUUACACUUUCCCACCACCCCCACCACCUCCAAAUCACGUCGAUGACCCUGCAGCUGUAGCGCGUGCCUCAUCGACAAUACAACUCCCCGCAUCUGUGACAGCAAGUGCUAAUGCAGCAACUCUAUCAGCCCUAUCUGCGCAAUCUGCAACAUUAGCAAAUACCUCAGUUUCCGCUUCUCCACGCUGUCCUACACCUCCUUCCUCGUCAUCGCACACGACACACUCUACAUCAACAACCCUACGCCCUGUUCAGCGCACGCUAGCAAUGGCUUCUGAGUCGCAGAUCGUCAGCCGACAGACACCUCGGGCUCAAUAUCCCACUCCAUCCUCAGCAGGAGCUUUACCUUCUCCGGCUUCUGGCGUAGACAUCGAGUCUGAUUAUGCAGGCGAUGCAAUGGAAGUGGAUACAGAAGGGAUUUCAGCGAUGAUGAAUAGUCGCAAUAACUCGACAGCUCCAAAGACAUCAGACAGACAUCGCGAGGCAAAUAAAAAAUACAGGCAGCGGUUGAAGGAAAGAAUAAAAAAUGGCGAGAUUGAUGAACUAGAAGCUGAGAGAAUGAAAGAGAGGAAGCGAAUUAAUGCCCGUAAUUCUCGGUGAGUCGAACAUAACUGCUGCAUUGUUUCAUCAAUUCAAUCAUGUUGGUAGUGCUCGAAGAAAGCUGGCGAUGCGCAAUGAAGCAGCUAAAGACAAUGGCUCCAUGUCAAGUGUCGAGCCUGGUCCUC
Messenger RNA from Suillus discolor, 1677 nucleotides. RefSeq lists its product as uncharacterized. Bases 440 to 1552 code for a protein of 370 amino acids. The transcript is spliced from 3 exons. The record is from RefSeq and is a predicted model, not a curated record. NCBI's taxonomy places the organism in Eukaryota, Fungi, Basidiomycota, Agaricomycetes, Boletales, Suillaceae.